Molecule: messenger RNA, 5974 nt
Organism: Vitrella brassicaformis
Lineage: Eukaryota; Vitrellaceae
Source: the annotation of a GenBank genome assembly
CGACCGACCGCCGAGGAGAGAUCUGCGAAAGGCUGAAUGCCAGACUGUCUCGCACCGCUGUCACGGCGGCUAUGGCAAGCAGGCCUUAGCGGCUCCUGCAGGCUCAAGGCCGCCAGAUCCUGUCGCUAUGGAUUCUCGCGAUUCUGCAGCUCCGCUGCCCCAGCUCAAGAGAAGCCAAAGCCAGAGCCUUGGAACAUUGUAAGGCGUACAGGAAGGGUUGCUUUGCAAAAGGACGUGUUGCACUGACGUGUGUUUCAGAAAACGAUCGGAUGCCCCAAGGAGACCUUCCCGAACGAGAAGCGAGUGGCACAGUCCCCCGAUACAGUGCAGCAGCUGACAAAGAAGGGUUUCAAGGUACCACAUCAUUCGCAGACAAAAGUGGAGACGCGCGGCCUUUGCUUCCCAUGCACGCUGUUUCCUCGCAGGUGAUUGUCGAAUCAGGUGCGGGCGUCGAUGCCAGCUUCAGUGACGAAAAAUACAAGGCAGCCGGUGCUACCGUCAGCAGUGCGAAGAAGGAAGUCUUUGGGGCGGAUCUCCUGGUCAAAGGUAUGCAGGAGAUGAGAUUUGUUUGUUUCACAAACUCGCUGCUGCUGUCAGUUCGCGCACCGCAGCAGGAUGAGUUCGAUCUCCUUAAGGAGGUCAGGGACCGUAUCAUUUGUCUGACACAAUCACGUUCCGCAUGAUUGGUUGUCGGUACGCCCGUUGUUGCAGGGGGGAUCCCUUAUUUCGUUCAUUUAUCCUGGCCAGAACAAGGAUCUGCUCGACAGCCUUGCGAAAAAGAAGAUGACCGUAAUGGGGAUGGAUUGCGUGCCGAGGAUCACAAGGGCUCAAGUUUUCGACGCGCUCAGCAGCAUGUCGAACAUUGCAGGUCCAAAUGGCGCUUUUUCACUGCCUCGAUUCGGGACGGCCUUCUUUCCUGUUUCUCAUUCGUUACUCAUCAGGCUACAAGGCAGUUGUCGAAGCAGCCCACCAUUUUGGCCGGUUUUUUGCUGGGCAGGUAGGAUGAGGAAGGCUAGUGUCAUGCCUGAGCGCCUUGUUUCACUGUUAGAUGACAGCAGCCGGCCGGCUUCCACCUGCGAAGGUCCUUAUCAUCGGUGGAGGUACGCAUAGCAGCGCAAAUGUAGUACGAUGGAUAGUUGUGGAUGUCUGGGUGUCUGGGUUUGUUUGACAGGUGUGGCAGGACUGUCUGCAAUCGCCACAGUGCGUGAGCGGGCCAUGUACACUAGAGAAAAGGGAAAAACACAUCUCUUGCCUGCUGAACCAGGCUCGCAAUCUGGGCGCGAUUGUUCGAUGCUUCGACACUCGGUGGGUCACUGAGUCCCGAGAACGCUGAAUGACGGUAGCAGAAAGCGUUUUUCUCGCAGACCCGCGGUAAAAGAGCAAGUGGAGUCGCUUGGUGGCGAGUUUCUCGAGCUAGGGCCUCCAUUCAAACUCGUAAGGAAAGUACUUCGAUGUGCAUGUUGGGUUGCGAGUGACAUCCGCUCAACAGGAGGAGGGGGCAGGCGGAUACGCCAAGGAGAUGACGAAAGAGUUCAUUGAGGCAGAACACAACCUCUUCGCUCAACAAUGCAAGGAAGUCGACAUCGUCGUCACGACCGCGCUGAUUCCAGGUGCCAGAUCAGUUGUUUGGAGAGAAUAACGACAGAACAUGCUUGGCCACCCGUUGCGAUGUCAAGGCAAACCUGCUCCCAAGCUCAUCCUCAAGGAGCACGUCGAUGGCAUGAAGGAAGGCUCUGUCAUUGUUGAUCUCGCUGCGGAAGCUGGUAAAUCGCUGAGCACAUUCCGUGCGCGUCAGCUUACGGAACGGUUCUUUUCGUGGUUCGCAUGACAGGCGGAAACGUGGAGACUACGAAACCGAACGAGAUUUACUCUUAUCGGGGGAUUGUUCACAUCGUAAGAAACUCGACUUGAGGUCUGUCUGAAGCAGCUUGAGCAUGUGCACUGAUUGGUCUUUUCAGGGCGUUGCGGACCUUCCCAGCCGCUUGUCUCAGCAGUCCUCUUCCUUAUAUGCCAACAACGUAACUAAAUUACUCAUGUCAAUGAUCAACAAGGUGAGAACCAAACGUCAAGCAACACAAACGUGCGACAGGAAGUCUGGGUGCUGCACGGUCUUAUGCCUCAGGAGGGGCAACUACAAUACGACUUGGGAGAUGACGUCGUCAGGUGCGAGAAAGACAAGACGUAGUGCCUACAUUGGAAACAGGUGUUUUCAAAUGUGUCAGGGGCACAACAAUUCUGAGAGACGGCAAGUGAGGCUAAACAGCGAGGUCGAAGAUUACUCGAAUUCUAUUGGCUCUUUGUUCCAUCUCGUAUCUCAAUGGGGAUUCACACAGCCUUCUCUGGCCCCCGCCGAAGCCACCAGGUACCACUUUGAGCCGCGCAUAAUCACCUGAAGGAAGCCUUUUGCUGUCAAUACCAGGGCCGCCGCCUCAAGCUACGAAACCCAAGGUUGCUGCCGUCGAAAAGGCACCAGAGGACCCGUAUCAAACCACUCUGAGCACUGCGCUCCUCACUACUGGAGGUCAUGGGAAAACUGAGAAACAAGCCCAUCUCAAGACAGCGAACGUCUCUUUGCUCCUGUGAUUUCGCAGGCACCGGGUCCAUGGUCGCGUUGGGCAUGUUGUCGUCUGACCCUGCAUUUUCUACGAUGAUGUCGACGUUCGCCCUCGCUGGAGCUGCAGGGUGAGACCAUCAUCGACAUGGGGACGCAUCAUCGAUCCAUUGCUAUCCGUAGAUAUCAAGUCGUCUGGGGCGUUGUCCCUGCUUUGCACACUCCUUUGAUGUCCGUAACAAACGCAAUCAGGUCAGCUGGUAACCAAAGACAGUCAAAGAAGUUUGUUACAGGUUUGUUUCGUUUCCUCCUUGUUUUUCCUCCAAUGUUGUCAGUGGCAUGACUGCGGUGGAAAAGCACAAUCAAGAGAGAAAUUCGCCUGUCACGCAUGCGUGAGAUCCGUUUCCUCGGUCAGGUGGGUGGACUGAUGCUUCUCGGGCAAGGAGGAGGAGCCAUUGCACAGCUGCUCGCAGCGACAGCAAUCCUGGCGUCAACUAUAAAUAUCGCCGGCGGCUUUCUCGUAACCCAACGAAGUAUCGGCUUGCCUGCCGCACGCCCUCAGCCUCAGACACUUUGUCCACCUGUUGUACCUAUCUUCAGUGCUGGACAUGUUCAAGAGACCAACCGACCCACCAGAAUACAACUACCUGUAUGCGGUACGCAAAACACAAACUGGCGGGACGGCACCUUCAUGCUGUACAUUUUUUUCUCAAAACUGCGAAGGCCCCCGGGCUUGCCCUUGCUGGUGGUUACUUGCUGGCGAAUGCAGCCGGCUUCCCCUCAAUGGAGCAAAUGACAUACCUAGCAGCAUCCCUAUGCUGCAUCGGAUCCAUUGGCGGCCUGGCUUCGCAGAAAUCAGCACGUUAUGGAAACGCGCUUGGCAUUAUGGGUGUCAGCGGUGGAGUGUUGGCAACGCUUGGCAUGAUGAACUUUCCAGCUGCUACACUCGCGACCGCAGCUGGACUGAUGGGAGUCGGGGGAGCAGCCGGCGUCGCAGUCGGUUCGUGUAGCUUUAAAUAUACCAGGCUUUUCGAACAAUGUCUUUUCUGCUUGUUCAGGUCAACGUGUCCAGGUAACGGAGCUGCCUCAAACUGUCGCAGCGUUCCAUUCACUGGUAUGUAUAUAGAGAAUAAUAAUAAUAAAUAGUGUCAUGCAUUCCCAGGAGACAUCUGCCUGCUUCAGGUUGGGUUCGCAGCCAUGACGACGUCAAUCGCCUCGUUCAUCAUCCACCCUGACGGCACUGCAGUUCACAAGAUUGGGAGCAUCCUCGGUGAUUUCAUCGGCGGUGUGACCCUGACGGGUGAGGUAUUAAUGGCAACUGCACACCAUUACACUCAAUUUCACUGGUGUUGCAUCCCUCGCUGUUCGCGUAGGCUCGCUAGUUGCCUUUGCGAAGCUGCACGGGAUUAUGCCAUCAAAGCCACUCGCCCUUCCUAACAAAAACCUGAUCAAUAUCGCUGCUGCAGCCGCACAAGCUGGAGGCAUCGCGGCAUUUAUGGCAAGUGCAAGCUUUCCGCUCAAUGUCUCGUUGCUUACUGCUACUGCUGCGCUCUCGAUGGUGAGUGAACGGAAUUGCGACCCUGUCAUCUGUAAAGUGUACUCCUCCUUGAUUCAGGGCCUCGGCUACCAUCUUGUUGCGUCGGUCGGUGGUGCUGACAUGCCAGUUUGUAUAACGGUGCUCAAUUCCUACUCUGGCUGGGCUCUUGUUGCCGAGGGCUUCAUGCUCAACAAUCCCUUACUGACAGUAAGAACAGCGAAGAAGAACUGGAUUCAUGCUUCACGGCUGCCCUGUGUGCUCCAAAGAUCGUCGGAUCGCUCAUUGGAUUCAGCGGUGGCAUCCUCAGCUACAUCAUGUUCGUUAUCAUCAUGAAUCAGACUGACUCCUGAACUUUGCUGCUUGAUUUAUUGUUAAAAUGUCGUAUGUCUGUACAGGUGCAAGGCAAUGAAUAGAUCUUUGCCGGUAGGAUGGUACACGCUCUGUCAGUUCCGGAUUCGCAAUUUGUCCUUCUGGUGACCUGUUGCAGAAUGUGCUAUUCGGAGGCUACCAAAUAGCUGCGCCUGCGGCCGACGGCCCAAAAGUUGAGAAAGGAGAGACUCAAGAGAUUAAAGUCGAUUUUGCAGCAGGUGGGCUGCACUCGCACACCUCAUCGGACGAAUGGUCACAGGUACUGUUUUUUUUUUCUUCUUUUCUUUUGAUUCGGUGAAGACCUUCUCGCCAACGCUAAGUCUGUCAUCGUUGUUCCCGGUACUCUUCGGGCAGAAAUCCCUUCAAUCAGGCACAUGUCAUAGACUAAGUCGCUUGCCGACGUACGUCUUGCAGGAUACGGGAUGGCCGUUGCGCGAGCGCAAUAUGCUUUGGCAGAACUCGCGAAGACCCUGCGGUAAUUUGAUGUAGACGCUCUUCGGACCGAAUUUUUUACUUCUUCUGUCAUUGCGGUUCCAGCGCGAAUAACAUUCAGGUCCGCUUUGGCAUCCAUCCUGUUGCUGGUCGAAUGCCAGGCCAGAUGAAUGUUCUGCUCGCGGAGGCGGGCGUUCCAUAUGACUGGGUCUAUGAGAUGGACGAAAUCAACGAAGACUUCAAAACAACAGGUGACGGCGCGAUUCUUGGCGUAGGAUUUGCAGAAAAGGCCUGGUGUUCUUGGCUGGAAUGUUUGCAUUUGACUUUAUACAGACUUGGCUCUUGUUAUCGGCGCAAACGGUAAGAGACAUCGGGGUUUUUCUGAACCUCGGAAGACCCUGUCCCGAAUGACUGGUGUCUUCUUCUUUUUCCCCCAGACAUUACCAACAGCGCUGCGCAGGAAGUUCCUGGUUGUCCAAUUGAAGGUAGAAGCUCGUGCUGAGUUUGGUGAGCUUCCUUUCUAUCAAAAGCUUGUUCAAUCAACUGAUUUCAGGCAUGCCUGUCCUGGAGUGCUGGAACGCGAAGCACUGCAUCUACAUGAAACGAUCCUUGGCAAGCGGAUACGCCGACAUGUGAGGAACGUUGCCGUGUCCUUGCCGUUCUGCAAAAGUAUCUCGAUUGCCCUUCCUUUUUUAUUUGCAGCGACAACCCUGUCUUUUACAAACCAAACACGUACAUGUUUCUAGGCGAUGCCAAGGUACGAAGUGACGAUUGGAAAUUCUGUUUCACUUCGCUCUGUCUGCCGCGUUGGCUUCUGCAGGAGUCGACAAGUUCUCUGCUGUCGCGUCUUCAUGAUACUUUUGCGUGAAAUAGCCCCUGUAGAGUGUUUGCAUAUAUUUUGCAUCCAGCCCGAGUCAUUGAAAGCCUGAUACGCCUUUUGGAAUUUUUCCGCGGACAGAGGGUGGUAUGAGACGGGGAUUGUUUCGGUUCACAUGCCGACAACGCCAUGCGUACGACGCGAACUUUCAUGAGUCAUCGAGUGUAAGCCCAACAUCAGUGGCUUCGUGCAAUGCCGUGUUGAUGCC